UCUUGUUAUCUUCCAAUUCAAUUCCUUUAAAUGAUUUGCCAAUUGAAACGGUGUAUUUAUAGCUUUUUUUAAAUUAAUCCCUAAAAGUAUGCUCUAAUUUAUUGUCAUUAUAUUUUAAGCUCUCAGCUAUGAUUUCAUUAUCACACCGUUGUUUACAAUUACGUUUGUUGAACUGUAAAUAAACCUUUGUAGUAACACAUGAUCUCAACGGAGGUCAAACAUACAUAAAUAAGUUUAGUAGUUUAAUGCCAAAUUGUAACUUUUCUCAAAACAUGAUCUAUAAAAGAACUCUCAAAUCGAUUUCCGAACAGUUCAUUUGAUCUCUUUGCAAUAUGAUCAUCAUCAGAUAUUUAUUAGUUGUCAGUUUAUCUUUAAGUUAUGUACACAGUAGUCGUCGUUCGACGUCACGUACACCACGUAUUAUCGGCGGUCGAAGGGUCCUUGUUGAGGAAAUACCCUAUAUGGUUAAUAUACGUAGUAAUGGAAGUUUCCAUUGUGGCGGAUCUCUGAUCACAUCGAAAUGUGUUGUUACAGCUGCUCAUUGUGUGAAAUAUAGUAAACCCAAAGAAUUGGCUGUUAGAGCCGGUGUUACGUAUCUAAGGGAGCGGCGUAAUCUACGAAUGGUUUCGAGAAUCAUAAAACAUCCGAAAUAUAAUAUCAAAACCAUAAACUUUGAUGUUGCCAUAUUGGUAUUGAAAUCACCGCUGCGUGGUAGGAACAUUCGAACAAUACCUUUGGCAUUUAGACCACCACCAAAUGGCUCCAUUGUCAGGGUGUCUGGUUGGGGUUUGGAACGAGAAAAUGGUUAUAUUUCCGAGCAACUAAAAUCGGCACAACUGGGAGUUAUAUCACGAAGGCGAUGUGCGAAUUUCUACAAAGGUCUUCGCAAUAUUACCGAUGCAAUGUUUUGCGCUUUUGUACCGGGCCAGAGGGAUGCUUGCCAGGGUGAUUCUGGUGGUCCUGCCGUGCUCGAUAACCGUUUGGUGGGCAUUGUGUCAUGGGGUCGUCGCUCACAAUGUGCUCGACGAAAAUCACCAGGAGUUUAUGUUAAUAUAGCCCACGUUAAGCAUUGGUUUGAUGCUGUAAUACCAAAACAUUGUUAUUGACAAAAUAA
This is a messenger RNA of Musca domestica (house fly), 1114 nucleotides long. Its product is annotated as trypsin alpha-3-like. Gene Ontology annotation, molecular function: serine-type endopeptidase activity. The transcript has a single exon. Bases 333 to 1106 code for a protein of 257 amino acids. The record is from RefSeq and is a predicted model, not a curated record. Lineage: Eukaryota; Metazoa; Arthropoda; Insecta; Diptera; Muscidae. Gene Ontology annotation, biological process: proteolysis.